GCGGGCGGAGGCCCCGCGGUGACGUCACGGCGGGUCACCCAGGGGCAGGCCAUCGGGCUGGGCCGUGCCAGCCGCACCCUGAUCCCCAUGGCGGCGGCCGCAGAGACAGGGGCGCCCGCGGAGGCCGCGGCCGAGCCCACCCCGCCGCCCGCCUGCCGCUUUUUCCUAGAGGGCCGCUGCCGCUUCGGGGCGCGCUGCCGCCAGCCCCACCCUGGGGUGCCACCGGCGCCGCCGCCGGACCGACCCGACCUCGGCGAAGCCAAGAAGCCGCCUCUGCGAACGGCCGCCGACGUCAUCCAGCGCAUCCGCUGGGACCCGCGCCUCGACCCGGCCGACUUCACGGUGGGCUACGCCGACCGCUUCCAGGGCGUGCGCGAGGAGCCUUUUGGCGCGUUCUGCUGGGACGAGCCACUGGGGGCGCUGGGCCCGGGUGUGCUGGCCGUGCCGCAGCACCGCGUGCGCUACUUCCGCCACCGAGGCCGCCUGGUGUGGGACCGCGCCUCGCGCACGGACCUGAUUUUCGGCUCGGGCGCCGCGGCCGGCCGCGGGCCCACCAUCCUCGACUCGCUGGACGGCAGCGACCACGAGGCGGCGCACCGAGCAGGGGCCGAGGGCGCACCCGGACCCCGGUAUGUUCAGGACGACGACGAGGAGGCGCGCUGGGCAGGGGAGGAAGACGCGCCGGGGACCCAGGAUGCUCGCGACAACGGGGACGCGCAGGCCGGAGCUGCAACGGUCCCGGGAGGCACCCCGUCAGUAAAGCAGUGCGCGCCUGCCGGCCCGGACCCCAGAGCAGCCGGAGCACCCAAGAUUGGCAGCCUGUCGAUGAAGGACCGGGAGUAUGAAGUGCCUGGGACCACAGAGCUGCAGGACACCCAAGGGGAAGGAGAGUGGGGUUCUGGGACCUGGCCCCAGAGUGGGGAGAGCACUCCGGGUCCCCACCGGCCCCGCCCCACACACUUCGUGGCGUUUAUGGUCACUGAGCCUGCGCUGCGGGCAGCAGUGGCAGCGACUCAGCAGCAGCUGGCCCAAGCCGCCCCGGGCUGUGAGCCCUUCCUGGUGCCAGCACAGGCCCUGCAUCUGACCGUGGCUUUGCUGCGACUGGCAGGCUCGGGUCGGGAGGCCGCGGCCGCAGACGCCCUCAGACUAGCACUCUCCAAACCAGGGCUCCCGGUGCCCCGAAAGCUGAGCUUUAGGGACCUGGAGCUCCUGGGCCCUCAUGUGCUGUGUGCGCCCCCCACUCCCUCGCUGAAGGACACUGCAGAGACACUGAGCCAGCGGCUGGAGGCAGCAGGGCUUCGAGUACUGCGGCCGGCGGGGGGCUUGAACCCCCACCUCACCCUGGCCAAGGUGCCUCGGGGCACCCACUGCUGCCUCCCAGAGCCAGGGCCCAGCCCCCAGCCAGAGCUGGGCAGUCAGCCCCUGACCACGCUCUGGCUGUGCCGCAUGGGGAGGGCCGCGGACACCUACCAGGCCCUGGCUGAAAUCCCCCUGGGCUAGUGAUCCCAGAGCCUGGGCCACGGGAGCUGAGCCCAGGACACACCAGAGCGACAGGAGAACAGGAGAAGCGGCUCUCUCUCUUUCUCUCUCUUUAAUUCUGGUUUCUCUCAAGCUUCCAAAUGGUGCUCAGUGCUCCAAGGAAAGAAUGAAGGAAGGAAAGGGGGGAGGAGUGGAGGGGGCAGAGGAGGAACAUCUGGAAAAAAGCAGCCUGACAGUCCAGCUGUUUGCGAACUCAUGGCACACCCUCCAGUUACAUGGCAGAAGAGGGAGGGAGGGAG
Messenger RNA from Sorex fumeus (smoky shrew), 1778 nucleotides. RefSeq names its product leukocyte receptor cluster member 9 (gene LENG9). NCBI's taxonomy places the organism in Eukaryota, Metazoa, Chordata, Mammalia, Eulipotyphla, Soricidae. The record is from RefSeq and is a predicted model, not a curated record. Gene Ontology annotation, molecular function: metal ion binding.